GUCAAGGCUCUUGAUAUUGCUUCAUACGUGUUGUAAUGUUCUGAGUCAGGAGCGGAUGGCUCAAGACCGACCAUACGUGGCGACGAGUCACACCCUGCGAGAGGUGCCCCUGCUUUUACUGAAUAUGGCGGAUCUAGAGAGGACAACUCGAUAAAACCCGUAAUUCCGAGUGUCAUCCGUACCGUGCUUAUGGGAUGAAUGGCACUACGUAAGUGUGUCUUAUAACGGUGGCCUCCAGAUACCUGGCGCCCUCUGGUUGUAAGAAGUCUUGCUCGGGAUAUUGGGGGCUAUGUCCCAGCUGACAUCCCUUCCCCCAUACUCGUGGGACACACAUGAACAGUAAAAAUUUAAAUCAAAAGCCAGAAGGAGCUGCACAGCUCCAAACAAUGGCCAAUGCUGGCCUUUCGACUUCUGUCGAAACAGAAACCAUCGCUACGGAACUACCGGGGGCGCAUAGUCCCUCGUACGACGUAGAGAUGGUGGAUACUAGCGUGAGACAGGAUGCAAGUCCCGUCAGAACGCUAUCUGAUAUCUCGCCGGAGGAUGAGCAGAAGUUGCUUGCCUCUCCGGUGAACAACCCACCUCAUCAAGCUCGAGAGCGGGAGCGGCUUAGCGGAGCCGGUCGGAAACGCCUCAAGCGGUACAUAGAAAGGGGAAUGAGCUAUGAGCAGGCUAGAGAAAAAGCCAAAGAACCCGUUGGCCCACCACGGAGGGAAAAGAAAACUCUCCAAAAAAGACCUAGGUCUGAUAGCUCUACCCCGCAGAGGCGAUCCCCGAAGAAAUUCGCCAAAUCCAGUGAGGGAUCUGCAGGGGGCAGGCCAGGUGGGACUGCAUCUGUGCCCACCGGGGAGGCAACUGUGCCGCAUGCACCUGCAGAUUGUCGCGGAGAGCCGGUUUCAUUUAGGGAUGCACUAUGCGGAGUGAAGCUGGGCUUAGUCCCAGAGGACUAUCCAACCACAGUGUGGUCAACGGAUGAGCUCAAAGCUAUCCAAAAUGCCAUCCUCAGGGCGGUCAGGAGCAACACAGUUAGCGCUGUAAAGCCUAUAUUCAAGGGUUGCACCUUCCACUCGGGAUGGCUAUCCAUCAGUUGCAGAGAUGCUGCGACCGCGGGGUGGAUACGGAACACUGUUCCAAAGCUGGCACCAUGGAAGGGGGCGAAGAUGAAAGUGGUCGAGGAGGCAGAAACACCUCGCCGCAUCAUUCUUGUGGGACUCUUCCCAGAGCUGGACAGCUCUGCCAGUGAGGAUGCGCUCAGUCUUCUUCAGGCACAGAAUGACGGCCUGAGAAUUCCGGACUGGCGCAUUUUGAAUCGAGUACGCAGGUCAACAAUGGCGGAAAUCACCAUUGCAGUUGACCCGCUAUCAGCGGACACGCUAAAGCACCGCGGGAACGUGGUAAACUAUGGCUUUGGCGUAGUAAAACUUAGGGAGAAAGUCAAACCGUCGAUGCCCGUGGUAGACAAAGAUGCCGCCGACACCGAAUACCCUAACUCGGAGGAGCAACCUUGCUGCUCCAAAGACGUCAUCGUAGCUCCCAGGCAGCUACCCAAUGACACGCAAGUGCAGCAGAAGUCAUCGGAGGUUGGCACAGAGCUACACGUAGCAUACAAAGCUCCAACAACGCCUCCGAAAACAGCAACAACAACAUGCCCGACCCUACAACAGGUGCUGGAAGAAGCCCAAAAAGGCGUUGGACCCAUCGCAUCCCCAAAGCCUGCAAAACGGCCACCACUACGUGGCAGCUCCAAAGCGGCUAUGUCCAGCCGCAAAGGCAAGGGAGAUGCAAGGACGGCCGAAGAAGCGGUCUUGCUGAAGGGCAACAGGGGGAAGAAGGUGGCUGCUCGCGGCCGAAAAGACCGCAAGUAAUGGCACCUCACCCCAAAAACUCUACAAAUCUGAGGCACAUUAAAUGCCUCCAAGUGAACCUUCACCACGCGAAAGCAGCAUCAGAUGUUUUACAUAGGAGGUUCACAAACGAAGGCUUAGGUGUAGCCUUCAUCCAGGAACCCUGGAUAUUAAGAGGUGACGUCAAAGGCCUUAAUACAAAGGACGUUCAUUACGGCAGAUCUCGUUGCGGUAUGGGCCAAAAUUCCUACUCCUAGGGGGGUGCAAGAGGCAGUACUUGCCUCCGCGUA
This is a messenger RNA of Rhagoletis pomonella (apple maggot), 2134 nucleotides long. RefSeq lists its product as uncharacterized. The record is from RefSeq and is a predicted model, not a curated record. The transcript is spliced from 2 exons. Lineage: Eukaryota; Metazoa; Arthropoda; Insecta; Diptera; Tephritidae. The coding region runs from base 333 to 1865 and encodes 510 amino acids.